This is a messenger RNA of Rhipicephalus sanguineus (brown dog tick), 2617 nucleotides long. RefSeq names its product facilitated trehalose transporter Tret1. Gene Ontology annotation, biological process: carbohydrate transport; transmembrane transport. Lineage: Eukaryota; Metazoa; Arthropoda; Arachnida; Ixodida; Ixodidae. The record is from RefSeq and is a predicted model, not a curated record. The coding region runs from base 31 to 1620 and encodes 529 amino acids. Gene Ontology annotation, molecular function: sugar transmembrane transporter activity. The transcript has 5 exons. Gene Ontology annotation, cellular component: membrane.
CGCGCCGCCUUAGGUGGUACGUGACGGCGAAUGCAGCGCAUCGUCUUUCAGAAACAGCUGCUGCUGCUGCUCGGAUACCCAGAUCUAAACUGGUUCUACGUGGACUACGCUCGAGAAGAAAUGGCGUUCGGUCAAGAAGCCGGCAGCGAUGGGUCGAACACGUACGGCGCAACGCCACUGCAGGGUCGUCAAGAGAUGGAGGAGGACACGCGGGCGCUGACCGCCUCCGGUGGCCGGUCUCCAUGGCGCGCUCGUCUUGUGCUGUCCGUGUGCUGCGCCUGCAUGAGCGGGGCGUCUUUCGGUCUCACGCUCAGCUACUCGUCGCCGGCGCUUCCCGACAUCCGGCGGCGCAUGCCGUUCAGCGACAGCCAGGGCGAUUGGUUCGGCUCCCUGGUCACACUCGGGGCGCUCUUCGGUGGACUCGUCGGAGGUCAGCUUCUGAAUAGGCUUGGCCGCAAGGACACCAUCAUUUUCUCGUCGCUUGGUUUCGCGAUCGGCUUCCUGUUGAUCGAGGCGUCGCCGCUACCGAUCGUCAUGUUCCUGGGCCGUUUCCUGACGGGCGUGUCCACGGGCAUCACCGCGGUGGCGCUGCCCGUCUUCGUCUCGGAGGUGAGCCCGCCCCAGAUACGCGGCGUGCUCAACACCAUGUGCACCAUCGCCAUCACCUCGGGCGUGCUGCUCGCCUACGUGCUGGGCAAGUGGCUCGACUACCAGUGGCUCGCCACCGCCUGCAUCGUGCCCGCGCUGGUGGUGGUCAUCUCGAUGCCUUUCGUGGCGGACUCGCCCAGGUGGCUGAUCCAUGCCGGACGCUCCGAGGAAGCCCUCCAGGCGUUGAAGUUCUACGAAGGCGAGGACAGGGCUCGUGAGGAGUUCGAGAGCCUGCAGGCGGCGGGUACCGCUGACGAGAGGUUCUCACUGGCCGAAUUCAAGCUUCCGUACGUCUACAAGCCGUUCCUGUGCGUCUUGCUCGGCAUGUUCCUCCAGCAGUUCUCGGGCAUCAGCAUCAUGCUGUUGUACACGCAAGACAUCUUCGAGUCUGCCGGCUCGACCAUCGAGUCCACCGACUGCACAAUAAUCGUCGGAGUUGUCCAAGUGGCCAGCGGCUUCCUGGCCACGCUGGCCAUUGACCGCUUGGGUCGCAAAAUACUGCUGCUCGUGUCUUGCUUCCUGUCCUCCAUCAGCCUCGUCCUUCUUGGAAUUUCCUACCAUUUCAAGGACACUCAGGGUCAGGCGUUCCUCGCUUCUUACGGCUGGCUUCCUCUGCUUGCUCUCUGCGGCUUCAUGGUCGGCUACUCUGUGGGCCUUGGACCGCUGCCGUGGAUGCUCAUGGGCGAGAUGCUGCCACUGCGCGUCAAGGGCUUCGCCACGGGCGUGUCGACAGCCUUCAACUUCGGCUGCGGUGCCCUGAUCGCCAGGGAAUACCACAGCACCAUGAAGCUGCUCGGCAACGACGGUAUCUACUGGUUCUACGGCACUGUCAUGGCCCUUGGCUUCGUCCUGGUGCUAAUAUUUAUUCCCGAGACCCGCGGCAAGACUCUGGAAGAGAUUGAAGUGCAGUUCGGCAAAAACUCCGACAACUCCGCGGAUUCUAGAGAACAGCCGGGCCUCGUGAACGCGUAGCGAGGUGCAUUGUGCUUGGGGAACUGGGACAGUGUUUAAUACAGUGUUUAAUAUUGUUGUAUAUUAUUGCGUAUUUGUUAUGGACAUUUAAGUGCAGUGGAUGCGUUUAUGUAUAGUGUCCCGUAUCGUUUACUUAUUUUUGCUAGGGCAGUUGGUCCCAGUUGAAACCUUUAGGCGGUAGCAUCGUGUUCCAAGUGCGAGGCGAUUACCUACAGUGUGUAAUGAGAUUAACCAAGGAAUCUGUGCUUUCUUUUACCAAGUGAAGUUCCUCUUCCUGGACGAUGUAUGAUUUCUGAAUGUCUAUAUCUCAUUUUAUUGCGAUAGCAAUUUUAUCGACACUCUCUACGGGUUUUUGCCGUCGCCGUCAUGUUCCGUAUAAAGCCCAAACUGAUAACAUCCCCCCGCGCAACGUGUGUUCUACCCGCGGGUAAACGCGCGCGAGCGGGGGCGAUGAGCGUGGCUGAAGCAGAGAUCAAACCAAUCGGCCCAUCUCCGUCGCUCAGAGGGCGCAUGCGAUAACAUCCCCCCGCGUGUUAGACCUGGCGUCGAAUGAUCAAGCAGAGAGGAAACGCCCCGCCCGUCUUUAACGAGCAUGAAGGGACGCGGGAAGGGGGUCUCGCUCGAGCAGCAAAUGUGAACUUUGAAGCAAAACGGAAAGGCGAGCUAGUUGGCGCUGGUUCAUCCUUAGCGCUCGCGUUGUGCACUUUCUUGCCCUUGUCUUAGCGCUUCUAUUGUAUAAGUGUGAACUUUGAUUCUAAGGGCGCUUUCGCGAUCGCUGGUGCGCGCGCUAUCUCGGCAGGCAUCAGCGGUCGGCUCGUAUACCCUUCUACGUGCUGCGCUCUCAACGCGAAGAUACUGUGCGAAAAGAGGAUCUCUCCCUGGAGCGGCCGUAUUCUCUUACACCGUGCAGCGUUUUGUAAAGUUACGCGGUGUCGGAUCCAAAAGAGUUUAGCUGUCAUCCUUACUUCGUAUAAUAUUAAAAUUUGUUGCUAUCGCA